AUGCAGGGGCCGCAUUCUUCGCUGGGGAAGGCAGAUCCAGAGUGGGCUUCUUACAAACUGGGAAUAUUCAUUUGUUUGAAUUGCUCUGGAAUCCAUCGCAAUCUUCCUCAAAUCAGCAGGGUCAAAUCCCUUCAGCUUGACUUCUGGGAGAACGAUCUUAUAGAGUUUAUGAAGAAGCACGGGAAUCUCUGUGCCAAAGCUAAAUAUGAGGCAAAAGUCCCUCCCUACUAUUACAUCCCCCAGUCCUGUGAUUGCUUGGUUUUAAGACAGCAAUGGAUUAGAGCUAAAUAUGAGCGUGAGGAAUUUGUUGCCACCCGAGUCUGCCAAGAUCCUUGUUCUGCAGGUAGCCGUGAAGGAUUCCUCUGGAAGCGUGGGCGGGAAAGCAGAAAGUUCCAGAAGAGGCGAUUUCUCCUGUCAGCAAGGGAAGGGGUCAUGAAGUACUACACUAAAGAAUCCAGAGGUCCAAAAGCCGUUAUCUGCAUUGAGAAUCUGAAUGCAAUGUUCCAGACAGAGAAAAUCCAACAUGCUCAUGGGCUGCAGAUCACAUACAACACAGACGGUCAAACAAGGAACCUUUUUGUCUAUCAUGAAAGUGGAAAGGAGAUUGUUGACUGGUUCAAUGCCAUUCGGGCAGCACGUUACCAUUACCUGAGAACAACCUUCCCAACUGUCCCUGAGCCUGAGCUCAUACCCAGGAUCACAAGAAAUUACGUCAAAGAAGGAUAUAUGGAGAAAACAGGACCAAAACAGAAGGAGGCCUUUAAGGUGCGCUGGUUCUGCCUGGAUUCUCAAGAAAGGAACCUGAUGUACUUUAAAAACCCACUGGAUGCAUUUGCACAGGGCCAGGUUUUUAUUGGAAGGACGGAUGAGGGAUAUGAAGUACGAGCUGGCUUGCCCCAGGAAGUCCGAGUAAAGAAGAGGAAACCAGCGAUCACUGUGGUCACACCAGUGAGAGAGUUUCUGUUUAUAUGUGAGAAUGAUAGGGAGCAGAGGGAGUGGAUAGAUGCCUUAAAUGGAGUCAUUGCCCAGCCUUUGACUGGUUAAGACUAGCACUGGGUUCUGGUGAGCUGCACUUCUUGGGCUCCGUUCAGCAUUGCUCUGUGGCCUCUUUCUGUUGGCAAGGAUGGUGCUCAAGGCCCUGCAGUAAUGGUGGUACAAAGGGCUUCUUCCUUCAACAGGCACGGGAAGGGGGGGCAACAGAGAAAUGAG
Molecule: messenger RNA, 1209 nt
Organism: Leptosomus discolor (cuckoo roller)
Lineage: Eukaryota; Metazoa; Chordata; Aves; Leptosomiformes; Leptosomidae
Source: RefSeq, a predicted model, not a curated record